AGGGUUCUCCUUUUGGUCACCCACCACUGGUCCAUGGCUGCUACGCAGAUGGAUCCUGAACUUGCCAAGCACCUCUUCUUUGAAGGGGCCACUGUGGUCAUCUUGAAUAUGCCCAAGGGGACAGAGUUUGGCAUUGACUACAACUCCUGGGAGGUGGGGCCCAAGUUCCGGGGUGUGAAAAUGAUCCCACCAGGCAUCCACUUCCUUCACUACAGCUCUGUGGACAAGGCCUACCCCAGGGAGGUGGGCCCUCGGAUGGGCUUCUUCCUUAGCCUGCAGCAGCGGGGGCUGAUGGUCCUGCGCUGGAACGCAGUCCUGGAAGAGGUAGACCUCUCCCCUGCCCCAGAGGCUGAGGUGGAGGCCAUGAGGGCCAACCUCCAGGAGCUGGACCCGUUCCUGGGACCUUACCCAUACGCCACGCUCAAGAAGUGGGUCUCACUCACCAGCUUCAUCACUGAGGCCACAAUGGAGAGGCUGCAGCCUGAGAGCCGGCAGAUCUGUGCCUUCUCGGAGAUGCUGCCUGUGCUCUCCAUGAGGCAUACCAAGGACCGCGUGGGGCAGAAUCUACCCCGCUGCGGCACCGAGUGCAAAAGCUACCAGGAAGGCCUGGCCCGGCUGCCUGAGAUGAAGCCCAAAGCCGGGACAGAGAUCCGCUUCUCAGAGCUGCCCACCCAGAUGUUCCCGGCAGGUGCCACGCCAGCAGAGAUAACCAGGCACAGCAUGGACCUGAGCUAUGCCCUGGAGACUGUGCUCAGCAAGCAGUUCCCCAGCAACCCCCAGGAUGUGCUCGGUGAACUUCAGUUUGCCUUUGUAUGCUUCCUGCUGGGGAAUGUGUAUGAAGCGUUUGAGCACUGGAAGCAGCUCCUGAACCUCCUGUGCCGGUCGGAGGAAGCGAUGGGGAAGCACCACGGUCUCUACGUGAACCUCAUUUCCAUCCUGUACCACCAGCUCGGCGAGAUCCCUGCCGACUUCUUUGUGGACAUUGUCUCCCAGGACAACUUCCUCACCAGCACCUUACAGGUUUUCUUUUCCUCCGCCCGCAGCAUUGCCGUGGAUGCCACCCUGAGGCGGAAAGCUGAGAAGUUCCAGGCGCACUUGACCAAGAAAUUUCGGUGGGACUUUGAGGCAGAGCCUGAGGACUGCGCCCCGGUGGUGGUGGAGCUCCCCGAGGGUGUGGAGACCGGCUAAUGGGGAACGCCCUCAGCCAGGGGAGCCCCCCUCCCACACGGCUGCAGGCCUGGCCUCUGCACCCUACCCCUCCCUACUGGGACCUGCAAAGAUCCCUCCUUCACCAGCAAAUCCGUUCCUUCCGUGCCAAAGAGGCUGUACCAUCCUGAAGGCACAUUCGUGGGUUCCCUGUCAGCCUGGCGUUGGUGCUAACCUGACUGAAUUCCCAUGGAAACUCUUGGGAGAGACCUGCCUCAACAACAGCCUGCUUCCUUCUGAAAAGAAACUGAGCUGAAAGCCCAAGAGAACUGAUGGCUGAUUCCACAGGAUGGUUAUUAAACAAGAAACCCUGGACUGCUGAGGGGUCUGAAAUAUCAGUGACUUUUUAAAAGUUAAACAGGGCAGUAGGGAGAUGAGCCAGAAUUUCUGCCUGCCCCUUGUUGAAUGGGAAUACAUCACAGAACACGUGGGCAUGUGACUGCUCAAGAGCCCCGGAUUGGGAGGGGCGUAACACAGAAGACAGUUGAGUUGAGUGUGACAAGUCAUCAGUUUUUGCUUUGUCCAUCUAAGUCCCUUUCUCCUCCUGUCCAGAGGUCCCAGUGGGUAAUCUUCCAAGAUUGUUGUGACCCCUGACCCCAGGGGCCCUGCUGGUGCCACGCCUCUCCCAUCUGUUCCAUUCUGAGGCCUCAGACCCAGAAGUGGGACUAGGCAACCCUCCUGUACGGCCCCUUUCCUCGCCAGAGCCGCCAUGACAGUUUCUGAUGACCUGGAGAUUCAACCACAAAGAGAAAGGUUCUUGCUCCGGACAGGCUUCUUUGGCCCUGUGGGAGUUCAGAGCUCUAGAGAUGCCCGGUAAGCUUAGUUCUUUCCAGUCCUGCGGUGGUGCUGUCGGCCACAGGGGUAUUGACACCCCAGUUUCCUGGGGGUCCUAAGGGGUGCCCAUUCUGCACACAGGCCUUGCCACCCUGACUUCAAGCUGUUGUACUAUGAUCACAGCCCACGUGCUGUUCUUUCCCAAGGCUAUGGCUCACACCAGGUUUCUGAAUGAGAAUUCCUGCUGGUUAAGACUUUGGUCACUUGUUUCCUUGGAGAUGGUUUUUCAAGAGCGUAAUGCGCAUUAAAGUCUUUGAGUUGAGACCAAA
Rhinolophus ferrumequinum (greater horseshoe bat) is the source of this 2309-nucleotide messenger RNA. RefSeq names its product AAR2 splicing factor (gene AAR2). Gene Ontology annotation, biological process: spliceosomal tri-snRNP complex assembly. NCBI's taxonomy places the organism in Eukaryota, Metazoa, Chordata, Mammalia, Chiroptera, Rhinolophidae. The record is from RefSeq and is a predicted model, not a curated record. The transcript is spliced from 3 exons. The coding region runs from base 34 to 1188 and encodes 384 amino acids.